Molecule: messenger RNA, 1503 nt
Organism: Cynoglossus semilaevis (tongue sole)
Lineage: Eukaryota; Metazoa; Chordata; Actinopteri; Pleuronectiformes; Cynoglossidae
Gene: cpb1
Product: carboxypeptidase B1 (tissue)
Exons: 11
Coding region: 78-1328 (416 amino acids)
Biological process (GO): proteolysis
Molecular function (GO): metallocarboxypeptidase activity; zinc ion binding
Source: RefSeq, a predicted model, not a curated record
CACGGCAUUCGACGGCUGGCUGACGUGCAGCGGGUUUAUAAGUGGGCUCCAGCGCGGGCACCAGCCUCACUGCCAACAUGAAGCUCCUCCUGAUCUUUGGAUUUGUGGCUGUUGCCUUGGCUGAGCUCACCCACUUUGAGGGUGAGAAGGUCUUGCGUCUGAAGCCUACUCUUGAUGAACAUGUGACCCUCAUCAAGGAUCUGGCCCAGAGCAUCGAGGUUGAUUUCUGGAGCCCCGAGAGCGCCGAGCUGGUGACCAUCGACAUUGAUGUGGACAUCAGGGUGUCCGCCGUGUACCUGGACAUGGUUUCCACCAUGCUGCAGCAGAGUGAAAUGGAACACCUUGUUCUCAUCGAGGAUGUGCAGGCCGCUGUGGAGAACCAGGCUGACAACGGACCCUCCCCCAGAACCCACAGCUACACCAAAUACAACAACAUGGACAAAGUCCAGGCCUGGAUCGCUUCCAUUUCCGCCUCCAACCCCAACCUCAUCAGCAAGCAGGUGAUCGGAAACACCUACGAGGGUCGUCCCAUGAAUCUUCUCAAGCUUGGUAAGAAGUCCACCCGCACCAAGCCCUCCAUCUUCAUGGACUGUGGAAUCCACGCCAGAGAGUGGAUCUCCCCCGCCUUCUGUCAGUGGUUUGUUAAGGAGGCUCUGACCACCUACGGCAGCGACGCCCAGAUGACCAGCCUGCUCGACCAGAUGGACGUCUACGUUCUGCCCGUUUUCAACAUCGACGGCUACGACUACACCCACAAGAAUAACAGGAUGUGGAGGAAAACUCGCUCCAGGAAGUCUGGAUCCAGCUGCAUCGGAGCUGAUCCCAACAGGAAUUGGAAUGCUGGCUGGUGCACCAUGGGCGCCUCCAGCAGCCCCUGCAGUGACACCUUCUGUGGCUACAGUCCCGAGUCUGAGAUCGAGGUCAGGAACGUCGCCGACUUCAUCCGCAGAAACAAGUCCAACAUCAAGGCCUACCUGACCAUCCACUCCUACUCCCAGCUGCUGCUCUUCCCCUACUCCUACACCUACAAGCUGGCUGCAACCCACAGUGAGCUGUUGAAGGUUGCUGAAGGAGCCUCUGCUGCUCUGCGCAGUCUGUACGGCACCCGUUACACCAGUGGACCUGGUGCUACAACCAUCUACCCUGCUGCUGGAGGUUCCGAUGACUGGGCCUACGACCUGGGAAUAAAAUAUUCCUACACCUUUGAGCUGCGUGACACCGGCCGCUACGGCUUCUUGCUGCCCGAGUCUCAGAUCGAGCCCACAUGUAAGGAGACCAUGCUGGCCGUCAAGUAUAUCGCCGCCUACGUGCAGAAAAACCUCUAUUAAAAGAGCGGAACUGCCAGGACCCCUGCCAUCUCAGCUCCUCUGUAACCGCCCACCCCCCCCAGCACCAUCCAGUCAGUAUCCAUGGUUACGUGCCACCACCCGCCAUGUUUCCUUGCUGUGCUUGACAGAAUGUCAAGAUGAGUGCAAACAAUAAAAUCAAUGAUCCAUCCACACA